Arabidopsis thaliana (thale cress) is the source of this 891-nucleotide messenger RNA. Its product is annotated as Seed maturation protein. Bases 204 to 782 code for a protein of 192 amino acids. NCBI's taxonomy places the organism in Eukaryota, Viridiplantae, Streptophyta, Magnoliopsida, Brassicales, Brassicaceae. The transcript has 3 exons. Gene Ontology annotation, cellular component: nucleus; cytoplasm. The record is from RefSeq and is marked reviewed.
GAAUCAUUCAUAUGUUUGAUUGUUAUUGGCUAAAUUAAGAGGGAAAAUCAGAGAAAGUUGAGGAGAGCCGUUGUUGUUGUUUAUGUAAGAUAGUCACAGAAUUGAAUGGCUAAUGCAAAACUUAUAUAAAUUCUGACCAUUACAUUUAUAAAUAUUGUUGCCUAGAGAAAAAAAGGAAAAGAGAGAAAGAGUUACCCCAAAAAAUGAGCGAAGAACAGCUGCAGAAACCUAUAGAUUGUGCUGAUGUAAAAGGAGAGGCAGAGAAGAUUUCGACAACGGAGGGAGGCAUUAAGGCGGCGGAGGACAAAGAGAAAGGUGUUGUAGCCGAGGCCUCCGGUGAACAGGCGGAGGGAGAAGUUAACCAGAAAAAGGUGGUAGCUAAUCCUCUGAAAUCGGAAGGAACCAUAACAAUUGGAGAGGCUCUAGAGGCAGCGGUUCUCACGGCAGGGAAUAAGCCGGUGGAGUGGAGUGACGCAGCCGCCAUUCAAGCGGCCGAGGUUAGAGCUACGGGGCGGACCAAUAUCAUGCCCGGCGGUGUUGCGGCUUCAGCUCAAUCAGCCGCCACUCUUAAUGCUCGUAUCGGCUCUGACGAUACCAAGACUACGCUAGCCGACGUUCUCACUGGAGCGAGUAGCAAAUUACCAUCGGAUAAAGCAGCAACGAGAAAGGACGCAGAGGGAGUGACUGGCGCCGAGAUGAGGAACGAUCCUCAUCUCACUACAUACCCAACCGGUGUGGCUGCCUCUGUCGCUGCCGCCGCUCGGAUCAAUCAGUCCAAAUGAUGCAAUUCUUCUUUCUUGUUAUUGAGAAGCAAGUUUAUAUAAACUUAAACAAAUGUAUAUAUGUUGAUCUAUAUAAGAUUCUCAAGUUUUUAAUUUUACCUAAUUAAAA